AUGGAGGCGAGAGGCGUGACGUGUCUGUACGUGAAGCGCAGUAUCCGGCAGUUUGAGGAGAUCAGCUACGAUGGCACCGUCAUUGUGUAUGGGGAUGUGAGUCCAGGGGCAGUGGUGCGAGCAGCAGGGGACGUGAUCGUUCUAGGGCGGCUGGCAGGCAAGGUGCACGCAGGGAGCGGUGGGAACCGGCGCAGUGUGGUGGUGGCGCUAUGCAUGGAGCCCAGUGUGGUGGCCAUUGCGACUGAGGUGGUGUCUGGCGCUCAGGGGAAGGCCGCAGGCCACCCUGAGGUGGCAUCUAUUGACUCGACCGGGCAUAUAUGCAUGGAGCCUGCCGGCCCCAACAAGCAGGUGCAGGUGAACGGGAAGGGCAGGGCGGAUCCAGUGAUGGCACACCUGGCCAGCACGCACCUGAUGGACGUCUCAUGGAAUGUGGAGCCUCCACCAGCCGCCGCUGCUGCAGAGGGGAAGAAGCUCUCUCGGACGGCCGUGGCCUCGCUGGUCACAGGGGCGUACAUCUGUGUGGCUGGCGCCAUGGCUCUGGCGUUUCCUGCCUUCACGUUUGGUUUAUUGUUUGGCCGUGAUGUCUUGACGCCUGGAUGGAUUCGUGUUCUGGGGACUCUUGCCGUGGUGUUUGGCAUCUAUUACAUUGGUGCUGCCAGGGGGGAAAGAAAUGGUUUAGGGGUUCGAGGCUUCUACGAAGCAACUGUCGUUGGCCGAAUUUUCCUUUUCUUCAGCCUCUGUGCUCUCGUGGCAUCUGGCGCAGUUCCAGCCAUGGUUUUGCUUCUCGGCGUUGUAAAUCUGCUUGGAGCAGUAUCGAUGGCCUUCUGUUUACAGCAGUGA
This is a messenger RNA of Closterium sp. Yama58-4, 840 nucleotides long. The record is from the annotation of a GenBank genome assembly. NCBI's taxonomy places the organism in Eukaryota, Viridiplantae, Streptophyta, Zygnematophyceae, Desmidiales, Closteriaceae.